AUGAGUUCAGACGAGGAGGUUAUCGAACAGAAUCAGGAACAAGAAGAUGCUGAAGAGAAGAAGCCUAAAAGAGAGUAUAAUCAGUUCGAUUUGAAUGUUAUUCCAACCGAUGAAACGGUAAAAUUGUUAUUUUGGUUUUUUUAAAUUUGUUCAUACGCCUUUACUUACCAUGUUUUAUCAUAUAUGCAGUCAGCCGAAUUAAAUUAACUUGCUUUCAGGUGAUAGAUUUGACACACACAGUCGCAGACAACAUUCCUGAGCUCAGCCGGUUUCCAAAUAUUAAUGUAAGUUGAUUGGUUUUUGAUUAUUCCGCGUUUAGACGUUGAGUUUGAGAACGAAUCUGAUCAAAGAGAUCAAUGCCAACAUUAACAUUGCUCAGUUGACGGAAAUUGAUCUGUAUGACAACCAAAUUGAGAAGAUUCAGAACUUGGAAGGUCUUGUUAAUUUGGAAAUCUUAGAUUUGAGCCACAAUAGGAUCAGAACGAUAGAGGGUAAGUGUUUUAGGUAACAAUGUUAGUUAAAGUUGAAUAUUUAAAAUUUGAAGUUUUUAAAUCUUUUUUUUUAUCUAAUUGGGGUUUUACUUGCAUUUAAUUACGUUUGAAUGGUGUUAUUUUAAUUGUAACUUUCAUUUUCAGGUCUAGAAUCUCUGACCAAGUUGAAGAAGUUGUUCUUGGUCUGUAAUAAGAUCUCCGCUUUGUCGGGUUUGGAUAAUCUACUCAAUCUUGAGCUUCUGGAAGUUGGCGACAAUAAGAUCAAAGUCAUUGAGAACAUCGGACACUUGGACAAGCUCGCUGAACUUUAUAUGGGCAAGAACAAGAUCACGAAGCUGGAGAACCUGGAGAAUCUGAAGCAAUUGAGAGUUUUAAGUGUACCUGUGGGUUAUUUUGAUGUUUUAACAUUUAUAAAAAUUUAUUAAUUUUUGUCAGUUUUUGACAACUAUUUGUUCAGGGAAACAGACUGACUUCUAUCGGCGACAUCUCUUACCUGUCUGAACUCGAAGAACUUCAUAUCAGUUCUCAAGGUAUCGACGACAUUUCCGGAAUUGCCGGGCUGGUAAGUACGCUUACGUAUUAAUAUGUUUGUACUUUACGUGUAGGUAUGUCUAUGUCAUAACUUAACUUUCAGGUGAAAUUGAACAUUCUGGAUGCAGGUGAAAAUAAGAUCUCUACCAUCCCAGAUCUCUCAAGGCUGGAAUCUCUGGAAGAUUUGUGGCUGAAUGACAACAAAGUGAGCAGCUGGAAGGAAAUUCAGAAGUUGGAGAAAGUGAAAACCUUGAGGACUUUAUAUUUGGAGAGGAACCCAUUAUACCACGAAGAUACGACCGCUUACAGACGAAAGAUGAUGUUGACACUGCCACAAUUGACACAGAUCGACGCUAUUGCUUGUAAAAAGGGUUAA
Molecule: messenger RNA, 1398 nt
Organism: Bursaphelenchus okinawaensis
Lineage: Eukaryota; Metazoa; Nematoda; Chromadorea; Rhabditida; Aphelenchoididae
Source: the annotation of a GenBank genome assembly